AAUGAGCUGAUUAUCUUUUUGGCUGACCAAAAGGAACCCUACUUUAAGCCCCGUGUCAAGUUAUCAAUGAAAUCUCUCGGUGUUACCAUAACCAGUGUAGUUCCCGGAGAUUAUGAUGGUGAUUCACAAAUGGAUGUCCUCCUGACUACCCGGGCACAAAAUCAUGGCAAAGAUGAACUUUCAGUGGUUAUUUUCUGGGGGCACAACCAAACAUUAGAUCUUAACCAUAAAACUAUGUUAAAUAAGACUUUUCAUGAUGAGCCUCUAGUAAUGGACUUUAAUGGUGACUUGAUUCCUGAUGUCUUUGGUGUCACAAGUGAUUCAAAUAAGCCACAGAUACUGAUAGGCGGGAACUUGACAUGGCAUGCUGCAUUGGAUACUCAAAGUAAAAUGUAUACACCGCACUCUCAUGCAUUUAUAGAUUUAAAUAACGACUUAACUGCCGAUUUGUUCCUUACUACAUCACCAGAUUCACAACUCAUUCAGUUUGAGACAUGGGUUAAUAAGGAUGGGAACUUCUCUAAACCUGGAAACAGUAAGGCGAUGCCUAGUGGUGCGCGAAUUGUUGGACAGUCCGUGUUUGCAGAUUUUGAUGGGGAUGGACAAAGUGAACACUUAUUACCAGUCUGUGAAGAUGAAAAAUGUCAAAAAAGUGCCAUCUACUUAACUAAGCUAGGAUUGGAUCAGUGGAUUCCAGUCUUGCAAGACUUCCGAAAUAAAGACACACUCUGGGGCUUUGUACCAUCUCAAAAUGACAAAUCUUCAAUGGAAAUUUCAUUUCCAAUUACACUUCAUAUUGGAGAUUACAAUAUGGAUGGCUACCCAGAUGCUCUUGCUAUACUACAGAACACAUCUGGAAGCAAUCAACAAGCGUUUUUACUAGAAAAUGUCCCAUGCAAUAAUGUAAGCUGCAAGAGCGUACGUCGUAUGUUUAAAGUUUUUUGGGAACUCUCGGAUCUAAACCAAAUCAAGGAUGCAGUGGUAGCAACCUUCUUUGAUAUAUAUGAAGACGGAAUCUUGGAUAUAAUUGUGCUAAGCAAAGGCUACUCCAACGAGGAAUUUGCUAUCCAUACAUUAAAAAAUAACUUUGAAGCAGAUGCCUAUUUUGUUAAAGUUAUUGUUCUCAGUGGCCUCUGUUCUAAUGACUGCCCUCGGAAAAUAACACCUUUUGGUGUUAAUCAGCCUGGUCCUUACAUCAGCUACACUACUGUAGAUGCAAAUGGAUACCUAAAAAAGGGGUCAGCUGGACAGCUUAGCCAGUCAGCCCAUUUUGCUCUCCAGUUGCCGUACAAUGUGCUAGGCUUGGGACGUAGUGCUAAUUUCCUUGACCAAUUGCAUGUUGGCAUUCCUCGUCCUUUAGGAGAAAAGUCCAUAAGAAAACAAGAAUGGACAGCUAUCAUACCGAACUCCCAGCUUAUAGUCAUCCCCUAUCCUCAUAAUGUUCCUCGAAGCUGGAGUGCCAAGCUGUAUCUGACCCCAAGUAACAUUGUGUUGCUAACAGCUAUAGCCUUAAUUGGUGUCUGCGUUUUCAUCCUGGCAAUAAUUGGCAUAUUACACUGGCAAGAAAAGAAAGCAGAUGACAGAGAGAAGCGACAGGAGGCUCAUCGGUUCCAUUUUGAUGCUAUGUGACAUGCCUUAAUAUUUAUGAAGAAGCUGCUACUCAUUUGCUUAAUUGACAUACUAAAUUCUGAUUUGUAAAAUGGUUACCGUGAAAAUACUGCUGGUGUGAUAUUUGUAAAUGUUGCGUUGUUUGAUAUUUAUUUGGAAAGUAUUAAAAUUUACCCUUAUGUCUCACAAGGCCUUUCAGUUAACAGACUGUAUAUAAUAGCAUUUGGUCUUUAUUUAACAGAACUGUAAAUUUAUUUUUCUCAGUAAAGGGAUCAAAUUGCAUGUACCAUUGUUUACGUACCACCCAUUCUUUAGUAAUAUUUGAUAGAAAGAAAGCUUUGUAAAUAAAGUUUAGCAUUUCAGCAAGCAGAAUACUUUGUAUUGGAAUUGGUCUUGUCAUUUAUACAUUCCUGUAAAAUAACCUGCAUUUCUGAAAAUGAAGGACCUGAUCAUUAAUUAUUUUGAUUGUACUAAAUGGUGUUUAACC
Antrostomus carolinensis (chuck-will's-widow) is the source of this 2095-nucleotide messenger RNA. RefSeq names its product integrin alpha FG-GAP repeat containing 1 (gene ITFG1). Lineage: Eukaryota; Metazoa; Chordata; Aves; Caprimulgiformes; Caprimulgidae. The transcript is spliced from 17 exons. Gene Ontology annotation, cellular component: plasma membrane. The coding region runs from base 67 to 1629 and encodes 520 amino acids. The record is from RefSeq and is a predicted model, not a curated record.